Molecule: messenger RNA, 4330 nt
Organism: Gadus macrocephalus (Pacific cod)
Lineage: Eukaryota; Metazoa; Chordata; Actinopteri; Gadiformes; Gadidae
Gene: nid1a
Product: nidogen 1a
Exons: 20
Coding region: 163-3702 (1179 amino acids)
Biological process (GO): cell-matrix adhesion
Molecular function (GO): calcium ion binding
Source: RefSeq, a predicted model, not a curated record
GCAGCAGGAACAACCCGCACCCCUCACAACCUCACAACUCCGCCCCGUGGUCGACCCCUUGCCAGACCUCCAGUACACCACACUCUCCCAGGCGUCACUCUCUGGUCUACCUACCCUCCGAGAAGCCCCCCACGACCAGACCCGGUGGCACUGAACACGAAAAUGGGUUUCCAGGAACGGGGUUGUCUUCUGUGGGCGACCCUCGUGGUCUCUUUGGUAUCGUGGGUGCAGUGCGUGAGCAGAGGAGAGCUCUUCCCCUUCGGACCGUCCCGGGACCAGGCGCUGCAACCAGGGAACGACCAGACGCUGCAGCUCGCUCUGGAUAAACCAUUCUUCUUCUAUGAUGCAGCCUUCAAUAGCAUCUAUGUCAGCACCAACGGCUUCGUGGCCACUGUCCAGCCGCCCGCCGAGGCAGAGUACCUGGGCAGAAUGCCCGCCGACUUCGGCAUGCUCGCUGCACUGCAGGGCGACCUGGACACCAGCGACGGUGUGGGGAAGGUCUUCUUCCGCCAGGACCACAGCCCCGCCGUUCUGCGGCAGGCGGGCGACCUCAUCAACGGGGCCUUCCCAGAGGACCCGGCGGUGAGCCCCACCCACGUGGUGGUGGUCACCUGGGUGGACGUGGCCACCCACGAGCCCCCGAGCCGAGGGGACGGCGUGGGCAAGAAGAGGAACACCUUCCAGCUGGUGAUCGCAACCCACGAGAAGGCCUCCUACGCCAUUUUGCUGUACGAAAGGGGCGGGGUGCAGUUCCACUCCACACCCAUCGGGGGCGCUAGUGUGCCCAUGCAGGUCGGCAUCAGUAAGGGUCUGGUCAAGGGCUACUUCUUCUCCAGUCAAGGGCCCUACUACCCCAUCGCCACUGAUGAGGCCACCGUCAGGGAGCUGGCGGAGGAGACCAACGCGGGCGUACGCGGCGUCUACGUGUUCGAGGUCGGAACUUCGCCCCUGUUCUCCAACGUGGCCCCCGGUGAGGUCCUUGACCUCCCGGCCGAGAGGCCACAGGAGCCGACCCCAGCGACCAGGAAGGCCAGCUAUGACGCGGGAGAGCAAGUGGAGGCCCUCUCUCUACCGUUCAACCCCAACUACCACCCGGUGCACCAACCGGAGGUGGUGGUGGUGGACAACACCGACAUCAACGUAGACGUGUUCCGGUACAGCUCCGAGACCUGCGCUGCCGGCAGAAGCAACUGCGGUCCUUUCGCCGAAUGCCGGGACUACACGGGCGGCUACUGCUGCCACUGCACGCCCGGUUUCUACGGCAACGGAAAACAGUGUGUGGCGGAGGGAAAACACCAGAGGAUUAACGGGAAGGUGCAAGGAAGGGUUUACGUGGGCCACUCCCCCUCGCCGGUUGAGUUCAGCAACAACGACCUCCACUCGUACGUGGUGGUCAACGACGGGCGCUCCUACGUGGCCAUCAGCGACAUCCCGGACAGCCUUGGGCCCUCGCUGAUGCCCCUGUCCGCCGUGGGCGGGGUCAUCGGCUGGGCCUUCGCCCUGGAGCAGCCCGGCUUCAAGAACGGCUUCAGCAUCGUAGGAGGGGAGUUCACCAGGAAGGCGGACGUGACCUUCCAGCCCAGCAACGAGAAGCUGAGCAUCACGCAGGAGUUCAAGGGCAUCGACGAGCACGACCACCUGGUAGUGAGCACCGUCCUGGAGGGCCGCGUCCCCGAGGUGCCCCGGGGGGCCACCGUGCAACUCGACAAGUACUCUGAGAUCUACCAGUACACCAACAACCUCAUCAGCUCGUCGUCCACGCGGGACUACGUGGUCACCCUUCCCGAGGGCACGUCCGAGACCCGGACGUACCAGUGGCGCCAGACCAUCAGCUUCCAGAGCUGCCAGCACGACGAGUCCCUCAGAUCCAUGAAACCCACCCAGAUGCUCAACGUGGACCAGAUCUUCGUCAUGUACGACUCCACCAACCAGCUCAUGCGCUACGCCAUGAGCAACAAGAUCGCCGACGUCAACGGAGGAGAACCCGAGGAGAACCCUUGCUUCACCGGGAGACACGGGUGCGACACCAACGCCGUCUGCCGCCCGGGCCAGGGCACUCACUUCAACUGCGAGUGUGCCGUCGGAUUCGACGGAGACGGUCGCUCGUGCCGCGACGUGGACGAAUGCAGAACCAUCCCUAAUAUCUGUGACCAGAAUGCCAUCUGCAACAACCAGCCGGGGACCUUCCGCUGUGAAUGUCACGAAGGCUAUCAGUUUGCCACUGAUGGCCACUCGUGUCUUGAAGUCAGCCGACCCACCAACCACUGUGACGAAGGAACCCACAACUGUGACGUCCCUGAGCGCGCUCAGUGCAGCUACACCGGAGGCUCCGCCUUCAUCUGCUCCUGCCAGCCAGGAUACACAGGCGAUGGCAGAGUGUGUCAAGACUCGGAUGAAUGCCGGCCUGGCAGCUGCCACCAGGACGCCGUGUGCUACAACACCCAGGGAUCCUUCACCUGCCAGUGCAGGCCAGGUUACUAUGGAGACGGCUUCCAGUGCGCCCCAGAGAGGACCAAGACCCAGUGUGAAGCCCACAGAGACAGCCUCCUGGGGGCCUCAGAGUACCGGCCCCGGCCAGUCGGCCACCAUGUCCCCACGUGCAGCGACCGCGGCGACUACACGCCGGUUCAGUGUCACGCCAGCACCGGACACUGCUGGUGUGUGGACCACCGCGGGCAGGAGAUCCCCGGGACGCGCUUCGGACCGGGCCAGCGGCCAUCUUGUAUCGACCACGGCGACUCCCAGCCCCCGGUGAGACCCACCCCCCGACCCAAUGUCCAGCCCCCCCCCUCGGGGACCCACCUGGUGUUCGCCCAGAACGGCCGGAUCGAGCACAUCCCCCUGGAGGGCUAUGACAUGAAGCCCGACCAGGCCAAGACCGUGCUCCAUCUGCCUGGCAAGCUCAUCAUCGGGGUGGCCUACGACUGCGUGGAGAAGAUGGUCUACUGGACGGAGAUCAGCCCGUCCUCCAUCAACAAGGCCAGCCUGGAAGGAGGAGACAUCAUCCCGGUCAUUGAGUCAGGGGUCACCAGCCCGGAGGGGAUCGCCGUAGACCACCUGGGCCGGAAUAUAUUCUGGACGGAUUCCAGCACGGACCAGAUUGAAGUAGCUUCCAUGGACGGGUCUCAACGGCGGGUCAUUGUAGCCACGGACCUCGUGAACCCCCGUGCUAUCAUCGCCGACCCCCCUAAUGGAAACCUCUACUGGGCCGACUGGGACCGGGAAGCGCCCAAGAUUGAGACCGCUUAUAUGGACGGGACCAACAGACGGGUGUUGGUGAAGGAUAACCUGAGCCUUCCCAACGGCUUGACCUACGAGCCUCAGAGCUCUCUGCUCUGCUGGGCAGAUGCCGGCACGAGGAUCCUGGAGUGUAUGAACCCGGGAAGGGGAGACCGCAGGAAGAUGACUGAGGGGAUCCAGUACCCGUUCGGGAUGACUUCUUAUGGGAAAAACCUUUAUUACACCGACUGGGAUAGGCAGGCUGUGGUUGCCGUGGACACUAACGGUGGCCGGGAGACGUCCGAGUUCCUGCCUCUGAAACGCACCAAGCUGUAUGGCAUCACGACCGCCUACGCCCAGUGUCCAGCGGGACAAAACUACUGUGCUGCGAACAACGGAGGUUGCUCUCACCUCUGUUUAGCCACGCCGAAUGGACGCUCCUGCAAGUGCCCCGACAACGCGGCCAGCGUGGGCUGUGUGUAGUGAGGGCAGUGAGCUGGAGAUGGAGAAGGAGAUGAAGAGAGAGAAGAGAGAGGGAGAUAGAGAGAAGAGAGAAGGGAGAUGGAGAGAGCGAGAGAGGGAGAUGGAGAGAGCGUGAGAUGGGGAGAGAGAGAGAGAGCGAGAGAGAUCUGUGGAAGUGAUAUGGAGUGGAAGUCCCAAAGGGUUUUUGGGACUUUUGAGUCCCAAAGUGUUCUUUAGUGUAACUGCUCGACAGUAACAGACAAAAACAAAAGAAAAUACAGCGAUGUAAUUCCUCUGCCUUUAUGAAUAUAUAUGAAUGCCUAUCAGAAUUGUAAAUAUAUACACAUUUUGUUGACAUUGUUUUAUACCAAUGCACAUAAUCUAAGGAAACUAAGGAACUACAGGGAUAUUAAAUAUUUAAAAUGUGAAAUUCAUAACAGCAAUAAAUGACAUCAGGUGCUGCAACAUGGUUAUUAUGAUGUUUUACAUACGUUAACGUCAGCUUGUGAUAAACUGUAACACAGGUUAUGAUAUGGGACGUGUGGGUUACCGAAUUGACAAUCAAAUGAGAGGAAAAACAUGACUCGAGGUGCAAAUACUAUGGAGUUGGUUUACAUUCUGGGGAGUGAUUAAAAAAGGUUACAUGGUU